Messenger RNA from Abrus precatorius (Indian licorice), 1287 nucleotides. RefSeq lists its product as uncharacterized. The transcript has 6 exons. Lineage: Eukaryota; Viridiplantae; Streptophyta; Magnoliopsida; Fabales; Fabaceae. The record is from RefSeq and is a predicted model, not a curated record. The coding region runs from base 148 to 1152 and encodes 334 amino acids.
UUUCAAAAAUAUAUAAUAAAAAACAAUGAUAUGUAAUUGAAUAAAUCAUCUUUUCCAUUUCCACCGUUUCAUGCUAAGAUCUGGGUUUGGCUUAUAGGAAUAUACCGCGGGGUGAUUGUAGAUAUUUUACCCUAAUUCCAGGUUCUUAUGAUGGAUGAGUUAGAGGUGACAAAGUUCGGCUUAAAUGUCAGGAAGAAUGAGAAAGAUGGGUUCCCAAGGAGACUAGAUCCUCCAAUAUCUAAAUUUUUUGGGCAGCUCCAAAGUGUUGUUAAGUCACGGCUUAGUAGAUUGGCAAAACAGGAUGGAAUGAAUUUGGUCAGAUCGGUACAGAGAAACGGGAAAAUCUCUUUUAAUGCCUCUGAAGAUGAACUGAACGAGCAAGUGCAAGCAUGGAGAGAAAAUCCUUCUUGGGUUGACAAGCCGCCGGUAAUAAAGGUGACUGUUCCCAAAGGCUCUCUUUGCAACCUCAAUGUAGAAGUUGAUGUUGGGCUGCCUCCUGAUGCAGUAUAUAAUAUAGUGACAGAUCCUGACAAUAGGAGAGUUUUCAAAAAUAUCAAAGAAGUACUAUCCAGAAACGUUUUGGUUGAUGAGGGUCAUAGGCAAGUGGUUGAUCUUGAGCAAGCAGCCAUUUGGAAAUUUCUUUGGUGGUCCGGGACUAUUUCAAUUAAUGUUAUGGUAGAUCAAAAUAGAAAUGACCACUCUAUGAAGUUCAAGCAAACCAAGACUGGAUUCAUGAAAAAAUUUGAGGGCUGCUGGAAGGUAGAGCCUUUAUUUGUUGAUGAAGCAAUGUGCCUUCCUUUUAAACCCAUGACAAAAGAGGAUUACAAUGCAUGUACAAGAGGCAAAGGAAGAAUUGGAUCUAAAGUUAGCCUGCAACAAAUACUUCAACCAGCCAUUGUGCCGCCCCCUCCCAUAUCAUGGUAUUUGAGGGGAAUUACCACCCGAACAACUGAGAUGCUUAUCACUGAUCUGCUUGCAGAAACUGCUAGAAUAAGAGGAGGAUACGAGGUUGAAAUGUCUAAGGGAGAGGAGCUUCAGGGAAAACCUGGUAGAAAUGUGGACCUGUUUGCUAACACACGUGACAUUAAAGAAAGAUGGCUUUUACGUAGAAAAAAUGCCAAGCUGAGUCAAAAAAGAUUACUCACUGGCUAAGGGAUUUUCUUAUGUUUUAUUUUUAUAUUUUUAAGCAAUCUGUCUAGAUUGCUACAUAGUAAUUCAGUUUACUUUAUAAAGGAUUCUGAUGUAUGCAUUUUAUUACAUAAUGUUAGAAGAGUCACCAAUUUCAGC